Molecule: messenger RNA, 409 nt
Organism: Lolium rigidum
Lineage: Eukaryota; Viridiplantae; Streptophyta; Magnoliopsida; Poales; Poaceae
Product: DNA-directed RNA polymerase II subunit RPB7-like
Exons: 3
Coding region: 57-383 (108 amino acids)
Biological process (GO): positive regulation of translational initiation; positive regulation of nuclear-transcribed mRNA poly(A) tail shortening; transcription initiation at RNA polymerase II promoter
Cellular component (GO): P-body; RNA polymerase II, core complex
Molecular function (GO): single-stranded RNA binding; translation initiation factor binding; single-stranded DNA binding
Source: RefSeq, a predicted model, not a curated record
CUCGGCCACCACCGCCGCUCCCAACCGCCGCCGCCGGCCGACGAGGAGAGGCCAGGAUGUUCUUCCACAUCGUCCUGGAGCGGAACAUGCAGCUGCACCCGCGCCACUUCGGCCCGCACCUCCGCGACAAGCUGGUCGCCAAGCUCAUGAAGGACGUCGAGGGCACCUGCAGCGGGCGGCACGGGUUCGUGGUGGCGAUCACGGGGGUGGAGGAGGUCGGGAAGGGGCUCAUCCGGGAGGGCACGGGCUUCGUCACCUUCCCCGUCAAGUACCAGUGCGUCGUCUUCCGGCCCUUCAAGGGCGAGAUCCUCGAGGCUGUCGUCACCAUGGUCAACAAGAUGGGGUUCUUCGCAGAGGCUGGGCCUGUUCAGAUCUUCGUGUAAAAUCAUGUGAGUGGCUUCUGUGCUUU